Xenopus laevis (African clawed frog) is the source of this 2090-nucleotide messenger RNA. RefSeq names its product zinc finger DHHC-type containing 3 S homeolog (gene zdhhc3.S). Bases 298 to 1278 code for a protein of 326 amino acids. NCBI's taxonomy places the organism in Eukaryota, Metazoa, Chordata, Amphibia, Anura, Pipidae. Gene Ontology annotation, molecular function: palmitoyltransferase activity; acyltransferase activity; protein-cysteine S-palmitoyltransferase activity. Gene Ontology annotation, cellular component: membrane. The record is from RefSeq and is a predicted model, not a curated record. The transcript has 8 exons.
UGAUAGACUGUCCCAUUUGGCCUGCACCCCGCCCACUUUCUACAGUGGGUCGGACCGACGAGGUGGGAGACUCCGGUGCAAGACACAGGCCUAUUAGAAAGAAUUAAGAAGAGGAAGAGGCCAUUGCCAGUAAGUAGGUGAAACUGAGCAAGUCAUCCAGCAUUCUGUUUCCUGGUUUUGCCUGCAAUUAUCUGUAGCUUUGUCUGGGUGGAGUUUCUACAAUACUUCUGCUUUCUGCUGAACUUACCUGAGUUCCGGGUCCUGUUCCAGGGUAAAACAUGGACUAUAAAGCUUAUAAUGUUGACCCAAAGCCACCGCUACCGAGAUAUUGAGAGGGAAGCAGUAUACCUCCAACCAGAGAAGUGUAUCCCUCCGCCUGCACAAGACUUCAUGGAUAAGGUGUGGUUCAUCAAGGACUGCUGUGGCAUUGCAUGUGCAGUAGUGACCUGGUUGCUGGUUUUCUAUGCUGAGUUUGUGGUCAUCUUUAUCAUGCUGUUACCUUCCAAGGAUGUGAUUUACAGUAUAAUCAAUGGGAUAAUCUUUAACAUACUGGCCUUUCUGGCUUUGGCAUCACAUUUUCGAGCCAUGAUUACUGAUCCUGGUGCUGUCCCCAAAGGAAAUGCUACAAAAGAAUUUAUUGAGAGCUUGCAGUUGAAGCCCGGACAAGUGGUUUAUAAAUGUCCAAAAUGCUGCAGCAUUAAACCUGACCGAGCGCAUCAUUGCAGUGUGUGUAAGAGAUGUAUUCGAAAGAUGGAUCAUCACUGCCCUUGGGUUAACAACUGUGUCGGAGAGAACAAUCAGAAAUUCUUUGUUUUGUUCACAAUGUACAUAUCUCUGAUUUCUUUGCAUGCCCUUUUAAUGGUGGCCUUACAUUUCCUAUAUUGCUUUGAAGAAGAUUGGACAAAAUGUAGUUCCUUUUCGCCUCCAACGACAGUCAUUUUGCUGAUCAUGCUUUGCUUUGAGGGCCUGCUUUUCCUUAUCUUCACUGCAGUGAUGUUUGGAACUCAAGUACAUUCCAUCUGCACAGAUGAAACGGGUAUAGAGCGUCUAAAAAAAGAAAAUCCCACUUGGGAGAAAACCAGCAGCUGGGCAGGUCUAAAGCAAGCUUUGGAGGGGAUUUCUCUCCAGGAUGGUUUAGUCCCUUCUCCCAUUCACUAUACCAACAGGUCCCUUCAGACAUGGAAUGUGCUAUGGUGUACGACAGCAAUGACUAUGUUACUGGUCACAUGGUUGGCCAUGUGGAAGUUAUUGAAGUGGGACAUGGAAAUGAAUAGCUGAUGGGAUGAAAAAAAGACGAAGAAAACAUUCUUAAACUAUAUUUUACAUUACAAUAAGUAGAACACCAAGUGCUCUUCUUACUGGGAUUAAUAAAAAAAACAAAUAACAGCUUAUUAACGUUAAAAUGGUAUAAAUGUUUUCAUUUUAUCCAUCAUUAAUUAUUCAGUUUUCCUACUGAAUCAGAUGUGCAUAAUUAUUGACUGAGAUAGUGUGGCCAAGAUUGCGGUUUAUGAUUUUGCUGUGGGUUACUUGUAAGUAGACAUGCACUAAUUAUACAUAAGCUAAAAAUACACAAGUACUGUAAAUAUUGUAGGUCAAUUCAGUUUGGCAACUCUGGCCUGAUGCUGCUCCAUGUAUGGACCCUGAACGAUCCUUGUUCAAUUUUAUGUUGAUUUGUUUGGCUGGGAAAUCUGAAGGGUUGAUGGUGGAUUAAUGUCAAGACCACCAUCCGAAACCUACACUUUUACAAGGGGCCCAGUACAAAUUAACAUAUGAGGCGUAUCAUAUGAUAUAUUGAAUACAAUUUAAGUUUAAGUAGUUCUGGCAUUUAUGAUAUUCCCUAGAUUCCUACCCAAUGAAAUAUACCCUGAUGAAUAUAACAGUAACGCUAGUAGUUUAGCUCCCUAGAUAUGGAAUGCUCACUCUCCUGUGCUGUGCUCUGCUUCUGUCCCUUUAAGCCCCAUCUACCUAAUAGGCCUUGCACAGUCAGGCUAUUUGCAUUCAUAGACACAAAUUAUAAGCACAUAUUAAAGGACAUGCUAACCUCAAAUAUAACUUUUUACCUAAUAAAAGAUACAAGCAACUUUCCAAUA